UCUGUUAUGGCAAGGGCUGCACAUUGGCAUUUACCAAACAGCCGUGGCAUGCCACUCUCCCUGACAACACCUCCCCGCCUUCACAAGAGACAGACAGACAGGCUGAACUGAGCUGAGAGCAGACUGUAGAGGACUGUCUGACAAACACGCACUCACAUUAGCGAGACAAAGUGGAGGAAACUGCUGAACACAUGUCACAAGAUACUGGAGGUCCAUCCAGAUAAUGUGACAACAAAUUGUUUGGACAACUGAAGAUUAAAAAAGAUGAUGGAAGGACAAAACGGAAAUAUCUUGCCUCAUAAAACAACAGAGAAUGGAAUUAAAGGGAAGCCCUCGUACUCAGUGGAAACCCCUUAUGGCUUUCAACUUGACCUGGACUUCCUAAAAUACGUAGAUGACAUAGAGAAAGGAAACACAAUCAAAAGAGUCCCCAUCCAGCGCAGAAGCAAGGGCCCCCGAGCAAGCACUCUACCCAGGCACCUAAACCCUUCUGGUAGUGGCUACCGCCCGAGCCCCUGGGGAUCAACUGGAGCUCUUGGACCCAGGUCCCGACUGUCAGAUGCCCAUCAUCAUGGCUACACAUCCUGGGCUAAUGAUCACAGGUCGCAACUCUCUCCCACAAGGCUCAAAACCCUGACCGAGAUGGAGGCCAGAAUCAAGGAGUUUGAUGAGCAACCUCUGGGUGAGCACAUAAGACCUCAUCUCCUCCGUGCCUCCAGUCUGCCACUCACAGUACUGCUGAGACAGGGAUCAGAAUCCACCGAUGACCCCGGCAGCCUCCGAAGUUCGAGGGAUCACCUUGAAGGAAGAAACACUUCCUGUGAAGAUGUUUUCUACACCUCAGACAGCCCUCGACCCCAGGACUGCUCUGGGCUGUUGAGACGCCUGACAGAGGCCCUCGAACGUGUGGGGGAGCUGGAAAUGGAGAUGAGGGUGAUUCCAGAGCUCAGGGCACACAUCUGCAUCCUCCAGGAGGAAAGUGAAAGACUCCGUAUGGGCCUGGAUCCUCAUAUGACACCCGGCUCAAUGAAUGGAAACUCAUCCCACUACUCCACAGUGGACAUCAAAAGGCCUCGGCAUGAAAGUCAUAUCAUGUUUCCUAGAAAUCACAGCGUCUGCCAGGAAGACUCUAAUCCAACACACGAGUGGAGGACUAGUACAGAUCUGGAUGAGCUGCUGACAGUGACAUCCCUGCAGGCCAAGGUAGCUGUGCUGGAGCAGAAGCUCCAUGAGACUAGCAUGGAUCUCCAGAGGGCCUUAGGGCUGCUGAGGGAGCAGAAAGAUGAGAGCAGAAGGAAAGAUGAGAAGAUUGGGCACCUUGUUAAGAAUCCUGGUGUUUGGGUCCGUGCAGAGAGAGUAUUGGUAGACCAGGAUGGAGAUGAGACGGUGGUGAAAUCCAUUGAUCCAUGUAAUAAAGUGUCACCUCCAGAUGCAUUCAUCAGUACAAGGACUGUUACCACAAAUGGACAAAGAAUUCGACAACAAGACUCUGUUGUCGAUUCUACUGAGGGGAGCCCACUAGUAUCUGUGGAACCUGGAGAUGCUUCAGAUGACAGUAUAGAUACAGCAAUGGUCGUCCAUCACAUAAAGAAGAUCAAGAGGCUCCUGGAUCAGCAGUGGGAGUGUUUGUGUGCAGACCGUGAGUCAGGACAAGCAGGUAAACCUCUAAAGCACCCAGACCCCAAAGUCAACUCCCUGCAGCAGGAGAUGAUGGGACUUGUUGACAUCCUUACCUCCUACUACACCCAGCGUGGACACAGCGAUGGAGAGAGGACUCAUCAAGGAGUUUCUAAAUCCAUCAUAAGGACAGAUGGAUGUAACCAGACGUCAAAAAACCUACAUUCUGGGGGUGUUAAUGAAGGACGCAAAACAUCCACAAGUGUUGGGCAGGACUGUAUGGGCCAGAGCAAGCAGAAGGGGAGCAGGAUCAGCCCUCAGGAAAUGGCUGCUGCCCAGGUGGAAGCAGACCUAGAGAAGAGACGGAUAGAGGGAGAGAGGCAAAUGAGCCCAGACAGACAGAUAAUAUCGGGAAGAGCAGGAUCAGUGUGGACAGAUGGAGGCGUACCAUCUGUGGAAGCUGAGGCUCCAGAGAAAACGGCCAAGAUGAAACCACAGGCCUUUGGAGAACAGAUGGAGGGGAACUCUGGCUCGGAAACCACAACCGGGGGCAGGGAGACAGUGAGUGCAGAUUUUAUGACUGCUUGUCAGUUUCUCAAAGAUCACAUGGACAACAUGGAUAACCCCAAUAAUGACAUGAGGAAGGCCCUGGUUGUGGUGUUUCAACACUGGUUCAGUGCGGCAGCAGAGGAGACUUCAGUGGCCAGCAGGUUGGCAGUGUACUUAAGAGAAGUGAAAAAGACCACUCCUUCACUGCUGGCGUUCUUGGUCAACCUGGCUGACGACAAUGGCAACACAGUCCUGCAUUACAGCGUGUCCCAUUGCAACUACAGCAUCGUCAGCCUGCUACUGGACACAGGUGUGAGUGAUGUGAACCUCCAGAACAACGCCGGCUAUACAGUAGUGAUGCUGGCAUCACUGACAGCCCCUGAUGGCCCAGGUGGCAUGGAGGUGGUCCGCAAGUUAAUGGAGCUGGGCAACGUCAAUAUUCACUCUAGCCAGACAGGCCAAACAGCUCUGCACUUGGCGGUGAGACACGGGCGAGUUGUGAUGGUUCGGCUGCUGCUGAGUUGUGGAGCAGACACUAACAUCCAGGACAACCAAGGAACCACGGCCCUGAUGUUCGCAUCUGAGAGGGGCCACACACACAUUGCAAGGCUGCUGCUGGAGAGGAGCCAGUGUGAUCUCACCCUGACUGACAAGCGUGGUCGAAGUGCACUCUCUAUCGCCAUGCAAGGUUCCCACACGGAUACAGCCACACUCCUGCAGGCCCAUGCUAAAGCUCGAGCUUUGUAGUACUGGAAAAUAAUCUGCAGACAUACAGUGCUUGUUUCUGUCUGUGUCACUUCGACACCCAGUUUAAUGCUGGAUUGAGCGGUUGCUUUCAUGAUAUUGUUUCCGAAUUCUGGAUAUCUGCACGAGCAUUAGCUUCAGUGUUUGGGUGGGAUGACAUCAUUAUAACAAGACUGUACAUCAUCAGUGAGUGAGGCAAAGCUUAGAUGUGGUAGUCAUUUUUUCGCUGAUGCAGUAUAGAGUAAGUGUGUUGUCUUCUAUUGCUGUUGAUGUUCAUUGUCAUGUCUGAUCCUUGCACAUCCAAGUAGCAGUUUAGCUUUGCAAACUAUGCAAAGAAAAAAUAUUUAUGUUUACUGUGUUGGUCAAAGACCAAAAGGUCAGUGCUUAUAAUAAAAGUUUCACUAUCCCAGGUGCUUUUAUGUUUUUAGAGGAAAAUUACAUAUAACUAUUUUCAUUCUUGCAGCAGCCGAGCACUUUUAAAAUAAAAUGUGUGUAAAACAUACAAAGACAAGCAAAAAACAUGUCUCACACUGCAUGCCAAGCACAUUAAAGUAUGAAACAAUAUACGGUGCCAAAAACCCAACCUGUAGAUUUCACUUACCUGUAAUUGCUAUACUGAUGU
Messenger RNA from Micropterus dolomieu (smallmouth bass), 3532 nucleotides. Its product is annotated as KN motif and ankyrin repeat domain-containing protein 4-like. The transcript has 10 exons. Gene Ontology annotation, cellular component: cytoskeleton; cytoplasm. Gene Ontology annotation, molecular function: protein binding. The record is from RefSeq and is a predicted model, not a curated record. Bases 265 to 2913 code for a protein of 882 amino acids. Gene Ontology annotation, biological process: negative regulation of actin filament polymerization. Lineage: Eukaryota; Metazoa; Chordata; Actinopteri; Centrarchiformes; Centrarchidae.